UGAGAUGCAUAGAUGGGGGCAAGGUUUUAAUGAAACCAAAGGCUAGAGUUUAUUGUAUGCUCAAUGCCUAAGACCGUCCAUACGUGGCGAAGAGUCACACCCUGCUCGAGGUGUCCCUGCUUUUACAAAAUAUGGCGGAUCUAGAGAGGAAAACUCGAUAAAACCCGUAAUCCCAGGUGUUAGCCGUACCGUGCCUCGGGAUGAAUGGCACUACGUAAGUGUGUCUCUGAACGGUGGACUCCAGAUACCUGGCGCCCUCUGGUUUAAUCCAGCCUUUUCGUGGUACAUUGGGGCUAUGCCACGAAUGACAUCAACUCCCCUACACUCGUGGGAACAACAAUGUCUUCAAAUACAAAUUUAAAAAAAAAAAAAACCGGCCACUAAAGGCCGUAGCUCUCGAAUACCGGUGGCACGUGGUGAAUUCAAAGGAAACGGAUACACCAGAUUCAAGAAACUUAUUGCAUUAGGGGUUAAACAUGGCGAAGCUAAGAGAAUGGCUCAUAAUGUCAGAGAAUCUGCUCAGUUCUUUGCAAAGGUUAAGAAUGCUCAUUUAGACGAAAUCAGAGGCGUAGUAAACAUUGAAGAGAAUAAUGACAGUCAAGUCGAUGUAAAUACAAUUUUCCAGUUUGAGCGGCAACGUGAUAUAUUAAGGCGGCUUCUUGCACAAGGAGUUACUUUGCAAGAAGCCAUACCUUUAGCUAAGGAGGCAGGUGAAUGCCAAGAACCCUUCAGCCGUGUUUUAGCGAAACGAUUUGUUCGCGAACAACUUGCAAACGUUAGAUCGUCUUCAGACGAAAUAGAAGUCAAAGGGGGUUCGCGAAAACGUUUCAGGAAAUUGAUUUCUAGAGGCGUUCAUCUUGAUAAGGCUAGAACUCUUUGUCAGAGUCCGUGGGAAACUAAAAAAACUUUGCUUGCUUUGAGGGGUAUACACGUAGAACCCAAAGCUACUACCAGAAAACCACCAACAUCGAAUACCAACAAAUCGCUACCAAAUCGCCAAAUAACAAGAAGUGAAACUGGAACAAAUUUAAAUACUUCAUCGGUGUACUCAGGAAGGUCGCGCGGCGAAAUCGCAACUCAUACACAGCAAAGGAUUAAUCCCAACGAAAUACAAGAACAAGAUGCACGCUGCGACCAGUCACAAAUUAAUUCUCCUACAAUUCGGUAUAAUGACGUAGAACGAGAACAACCAUUUUUGGAAUCUAUCCCAAUACAUCGAAUAGAAGAGGAUUCAGUGGGCAUAAAAUUAGCAGUCAUUUCACCGGACUUCCCUGUAUCUAUUUGGCCAACGGAAAUGCUGAAAGGAAUACAGUACUUCAUUACCAAGGCAGCUCAAAAUGAUGGAAUUGACUUGGCUUCUCGAUAUGCUACUUGUACUUUUCGUCCCGGGUGGAUUGCAUAUAGCAUUCACGAUAGGAGAGUAGCUCAAUGGUUUAGGGAGAGAGUACCUAAUUUGCGACCAUAUGAGGCUUUUCUAGCGGUUGUCGAUCAGGAUCAAGUACCUCGUCCACAAGUUUUUGUCGGCUACAUACCUGAAGGAAGAAACAUACACAUUGAAGAUCUGUUGGCAGUGAUCGGAUUGCAAAAUCAAGGUCUACGCACACAGGAAUGGAAUGUAAUCGAUAGAGUACAGAGAGGUUCCAUAGUUGAGCUUAUAGUUGUAGUCGAUCCCUUUUCUGCAAGGACUAUCCAGCAAAAUAAUUACUCAAUCAGAUAUGGAAAUUUAAGCGCUUGCAUAAAACCUAGGCAAUCUUUGGAUAAACCAUUUUUUCCGGAAUUAGUGCAAUCUUCAACGAACACUACCAGUAUGGUUUCUUCUCGAAACGGAGAGGCCAACAGUCAGAAUAGUUCAUAUGGAAGUGAAACAUACAGAAGACACAUUCCAAAUCGAAACGAUCAACACAGAGAUAACCGGCGAAAUUCUAAAAAUUCAUACUGGCGAAGCAUGUAAAUUGAUUCAAUAGUGUACAUCGUCUCUUCGAAUCUGGACUUUACUCAAUCAUAUGGCUUGAUAACUUUCAAAUUCAAAGAUUUCAAAAAGUCUUGUGGUGCAAUAAAAUAAGUGAUGAGCUUCUGUAGCGACAUCGUGGUUCACGUUUGAUGCUCUGCUAUCGAUUGCAUUUGAGUUGGGACUAUAUAUUUUGGAUGUUGAACAUACCGCUUCUUUCCAUUAUUGAGAAGAAAAAUUUAUUAUUUCGCUUCUAACUCAAAUCCACUCUUGCACAUCAAGCGUCAUAAAUUCGUCAGGACUAACAUAAACAAACAAAGUUAACAUAUGUUAGUGGUCAUCAGUCAAUCGCUUAGACAUCAUUGUAUUCACCACAACACAGAAUGGCUAAAUGCUAAAGCUAAUAUUAUUUAUUUCCAGUCACUAAAUUCAAACAAGAUGACACUGAAUCCUCUGCAGAUCCUUAACGGCGAACCUUAAUAGUAUUCCGUAAUAGAAUCACCUUCUUAAAAUUCAUAACAAAAUUAUGCAACAAUUACAAUGUAAAAGCAAAACACGAACAUUUUAAUUAAUAAUAAAAAAACUCAUGUUUUGACAACAACAUUGUGUACAUUAUAAUGUCACGUCAAAGUAGAAAACAAAGAAGUGAUUUAUUUAUUUAAAACAAA
Messenger RNA from Anastrepha obliqua, 2616 nucleotides. RefSeq lists its product as uncharacterized. NCBI's taxonomy places the organism in Eukaryota, Metazoa, Arthropoda, Insecta, Diptera, Tephritidae. The transcript has 2 exons. The coding region runs from base 494 to 1951 and encodes 485 amino acids. The record is from RefSeq and is a predicted model, not a curated record.